AUGCAUACUCUCUUUCUCCGGUCCCACUGGGGUCUUGGGCAAGGGGCCGCAUGCAAGAACCUUGAAACGCCCAUCUCACAGUGGAUCGUGAACGCCGGUCCGGUAGCUGAAGCGGAAAGUGCGGAUGCCUGGCUAGGCCGCGCACUCUGUGGGCAGUGCGACGAGAGGAGACCAGCACAGUCCCCGCGAGUAAAGGCUGUGAACGUCAUGGAUGAGGCAGGUGCAGAACGACCACUGGCAGGACCCCCAGGCUGGCUGCACAAUGUACCGCGGAAGUACCCGGCAGCGUCCACUCCUGACACGGCCUCGAGGCUCUCGUCUUUCUCCUCUGAGAACGACAUCAUUCCUCCUUCCGGAACCCCGUCUUUUUCCCCCCCUCAACACCCUUCUUCAGAGUCUCCUUUUACAGGACCUCUGAACUUCAGCAUCGCAUCGCGUAGCUCAAGUUCUCCCCAAAUCAUCAUUUCUCCGAUCGACUUUACGUCGUUCACUACGGAUUCAUCCCAGCAACCAUGGCCUCCCACGCCCCCAUCCACACAGCCCUUGGCUUCCAAUUCGAUCAACAGCAACAACAGCAGCAGCAACAGUUCCCUGCAGGACUUUGUGCUCUAUCCAACUCCGCCAGCUUCACACCCGCAGCCUCCGCCCAGAGACUCGCGCUUGCUAGCUCCGCCGAGCACUACUCUUAAGCCGUCGGCCCUACAGCCUUUCUUGGCUCAACAUCAACCUCGACGACACACUCUUAGUCUGCAGUUGCAGCGUUACCUCCAGCAGCAGCUUUCGUCUGGUUUGCCCAUCUCGGACCCAAGAGUCGCAAAACUUGCCCGGUCUUUUGCCCAUUGGUCCCAUUCCAACUCGUCCUCGUACGCUCAGCAGCCUCACGCCGCCGCCGUGCCUUCUCCGCUUCGCCCCCAAUCAGGCGCUCAGUUCAUUCCCACUCUUAAGAAACCCUACACAACCGCAUAUCGUCGCACCAUGUCUGCUCCUGGCUUUGAAGGUACGCAUCUACAUCAUCCGAGCGUGCCUGUCCCUGACUCUUCACCCCUUGCUCACACCCAUGCUACAGAACUUGACGCCGCGCUCUUUGCGCUGCCUUCGGCUGGCGACACAGCCGGUCUGGGCUCUCCAUUUGACAUUGGUCAAAUCCAUCUAGACACUGAUGUCAAUGCGUUCUCCCCCGGUGCCCCUACCGACACAGUCUCCCCCAAAGACGUCAUGUUUGACGCGAGCUCGGUUCCCCCCUCAGCCACUUUCACUGAUUUGAGCACUCCUCUCCUCGAGUCUCCGGGGGCUUUCAGCUCCGGCCCUUCUCCCAUGUUCACCGAUCUCGACUUGCUGGGUCCCAACGACUGGACCCCCUUGUUCAAUGACGCUGCUGCUAUGGACGCAUUCCAGAGCUUGGCUAUGGUUGCUCCGCUCGAGGAAACCUCCAAGACGGAAAAGCCCCUGCCAGCUCAGACUCCUAAGCUCGCUGCCUCGGUCCAGUCGGUUUCCUCUCCCAUCUCCGCAACUGGCUCCAGCAAGCCCUCCAGCGUGGCUGGCAUCAACCGUCCGCGUAAGGAACUGUCGCCCAUUGCCUUUGAUCCCAGUGACCCCGUCGCUGCCAAGCGUGCCCGUAAUACAGAGGCCGCUCGCAAGUCUCGUGCGAAGAAGCUCGAGCGACAGAUGAGUGCCGAGGCCCGAAUCUCCGAGCUGCAGAAGCAGCUUGCUGACCGGGACGCCCUUAUUGCGAACCUCCAGGCACAACUGGAAGCUCAGCGGCAAUUUGCCUGA
Molecule: messenger RNA, 1773 nt
Organism: Penicillium oxalicum
Lineage: Eukaryota; Fungi; Ascomycota; Eurotiomycetes; Eurotiales; Aspergillaceae
Gene: cpcA
Product: amino acid starvation-responsive transcription factor GCN4
Exons: 3
Coding region: 1-1773 (590 amino acids)
Biological process (GO): regulation of DNA-templated transcription
Molecular function (GO): DNA-binding transcription factor activity
Source: RefSeq, a predicted model, not a curated record